GCGGCAGCGGCUCCGCCCGUUCCGGGUUCCCGGCAGCCCCCGCGGCGGGCGGUGAAGGUGAUCGGGGCGCCAUGGCGUUGUGCGCGCCCGGGGCCUACCUGACGCACCAGCAGAAGGUGCUGCGGCUGUACAAGCGCGCGCUGCGCCACCUCGAGUCGUGGUGUAUCCACAGGUUAAGCAGCUGCAGGAGGAGACACCCUCUGACGGUGUCAUGACUGAAGCUCUGCCUCCCGCCAGAAAGGAAGGUGACUUGCCCCCGCUGUGGUGGCAUAUCGUGACCAGACCUCGGGAACGGCCCGUGUAGACACUGUUCACGCUUGCAAGUGAAAGAACUUAGCCUGUUCACACUUGCCCUAAUAAAAAUAACUCAACAUGG
Messenger RNA from Cricetulus griseus (Chinese hamster), 376 nucleotides. Lineage: Eukaryota; Metazoa; Chordata; Mammalia; Rodentia; Cricetidae. The record is from RefSeq and is a predicted model, not a curated record.